GUGUGUGCGGCGGGACGCGCGGGAGCUCAAUGUCCCAUGGUGCUCCUUGCAACACGUACGACCGCGUAUUCCGAAGCGAAACCGCCUGCGGUCCGACGCUGCGGAGAAUCUGUCGGGACUGGUCUCUUCGACGGCGCCCGUGACGGGAUCUCUCUCUCUCUCUUUCUCUCUCUCUCGAUCGACCGACCGGGUCCACGAAGCGACAGGAAAUCUGCGACGAGGAGUCCGGCUGCAACCUAUCCUCCGCGUGGCAAACGUCCUCGUGGAAUUCCUGAGGGAGCCGAGUGGGAAGGGAGCGUUUCAAGGGGGAGUUUCGGAAGGAGCCGCGCAAUGAGUGUCGAGGACGCCAUCAAUUACUCGCCCAGCGAGGAGGAGGACUAUUACGCUCUGUUGUCCUGCGACGAGUCGUCCACGGUCGAGCAGAUUACGGCGGAAUAUAAGGUAUUAGCUCUUCAAUAUCAUCCGGACAAGAACGACGGUGACAAGGAGGCCGAAAAGAAAUUUCAACAACUAAAGUACGCAAAAGAGAUUUUAUGUGAUCCCGAAAAGAGGAGCAAUUACGACAAAUGGCGGAAUAGUGGCAUCAAGAUCAGUUACAAACAAUGGGUCGGCAUGAAGGAGCAUGUGCAGCAGACCAUGCAUUGGAGCACGCCGAAGACAAAGGACAGAAUGCUGCCGGAUACGACCGAGGAGGCAGGUGGUUCACCGGCUCACCUCAAAGGUCACUCAACAAAUGCGCACAGGAGGGCUUCGGAGGGUGGUGCCACGAAUCUCUACUACCGUUCGGGCCACGGCGUCCCGUUCUAUCAGGAGUCCAACGAGGUUGUCAGUAAGUUUCGCAAUUAUGAGAUUUAAAAGGUCCCCCAGCCGUAAUUCUCACCGGAACCGACUCCACUGUACUGGAUGCCCUUAUGACAACAGGAACAUGUUGCAUUAGACAAAUAUCUACCUGAUAUGAGUGUACGGGGCGUUUGAUCGGAUCGCGUUGGCGUGUAACAUAUAUAUGUAUAUGCAUGAAAUGGCGAGUUGAGAGAGAGAAAGAGAGACGCGUGAAUAUUUCGUCGCUCGUCAUCGAGCAAUUCGUUACGUUUCUUUCCAUUCCGUUUACAUGCAUGAUUUUGCAAUCAAGAGACUUUUAUUGUUGUUGCGUCACUUCGAAUCAAGCUGCGGACGCGACGAUCUGUCAUCGAUAUAUAGCUUCAAACGAUGAUCGAGCGCGAGCGUAGAUAUUUCCUCGGAUAGGACUUCAGAAAGUCUAAUAAAUCUUUAUAUUGUGUACAAUUUUCUAUACCGAUAUAUACGGCCAGACGUCUCGCGGAUUAAUUUCUUCGUCGUUCGGGAUGCACGCCAACUCGAUUCAAUAGAUCGCCCUGGUACACGUGUACGUGCUCGCGAUCGCGCGUACGUAUGUGUCGCCUUCAGAUUUAUAUUUUGUUAUACUAUACUAAGCACGACGAGAGGAAAGAAUCUUCUCGAGGAAAUGCGGGAGGAGGACGUUUCGGUAUUAUUUAAAUCCCCUUUCUGAGGUCUCCCGAUUAAACGUCCGAUCGAAUUGCGAAUAAUUGUGUGUAAGUCGAACCUCUCUCGAUCGCGCAUUCUAUGUGUGUCUCUUGAUCUUACGAGAUGUUUAGCGAACAGAAGUUAAACGAUGUAGUGUCAAGGGCAGUAUAGUUUUAUCUGUGAUCCCGCGAAUGAAUUUUUCCGCUAGUGGUUAACUGGUCGUUUCAAUCGUAAACACACUGGAAGGAAAUACUUAAGCGUCCGCCGAAAGCGCUCUUCUUACGAAUCCGUUAUUUAUAAUAACGGAAUUUUAUCGUUAUGAUUAUCAGCCUAAAUUAAACAUUAAUUAAUUUAUGUAUAUUAGGUAAUAUACAUACAAUCGGUUUCCAUAUCGCAAAUUCAGAUAGCCGUUGCUUUCUAUGCAUUCGUAACUUCCUGUCCUCAUUGGCCGAACAUAUCGACUUUAAGUAUCGUAUAUCCACAAAUGCGGUUACAUGAUUCGACGACGGUGGAAUUGCAAAAUGAUUGAACCAAAAUCCCGGACCACAAGCGUUGCAAACGUCGAAUUUAUCAGAUACGAUGUCUUAAUGGAAAGACGUAACUAAAUAUUUAGCUCUCUCUCAUCAAAAUGUAAGAUAAAGAUAUAAAAGUAGAGUAGUUUAUAUUAAACUGUUACCUAAACUGUUGUCUAAAAGUGCAAUGUCUAUAUUAUUAUAUAUUUUGUAAAUGUUGCUAUUGAUUCUGUGAAGCUCUAUCCCAGGGUAUUGACGUUUCCAACGUUUUCCUCUCUGAGGAUUUAUUCGAUCGACCGUCGUCGCUGUGACAUUUCAUAUAAUUUAGAAUUUCAAUUUCACGAAACGUUGGCUUAACGUUUUUUGCGCGGUAUAGAGCUUAAGUAUUUCUUUCCGUAAUGGAGCAGAUCGACGAUGGCGCACUUGUACCUGUGUCCGAUGUCAAACGCAAGAUACAUCAAUUCUCCUCCGACAAUUGCGACGGCUCUUCCCCGUUAUGUGUUAUAGUCACGUUUUACCUCUCUUUUAAACCGGGAGCGUGUUGAAACCGUCGGGAGUUUCGGCGACUCAUUUUUCGACGCUGUAAAGGAUACAAAAGAAUCUUACGUCAUCAGAGAGCAAGGAGAAAGUUAUUUUCGUGCAUUUUCGCGGCGUCGAGGCGUGAACUUGCCUGAAAUUAAUUUCGAUUUGAGGACCUUUCCCUCCUCGGGAAAAAUCACGUGUUCUCGGUGGAAAACGAAAAUUAACGCAUCGCACUUUUUGCAUUCCGACGCGCUCGCGUCUUCUCUCCACGUUCGAUGCAGCAGUCGAGACAAUUCGUCGGUGAAUUGCGUUUGACAUAUAAUUGGAGAAUGCCUAUUUAUAACCGAUAAUUAAUAAUAACUUAGUGACAGUUAAUCUUGGAUGUGUCGAUGUGUAUAAUCUUACAAUAAUGCGAUAUAAGCGUUCUCUCUUAGGGGAGCUCGUCCCUCGUUUAAAUAACAUUAAUAACGGCGUCGUUAAUGCCCUCCAAUUUCGCUUUAAGUAUUUCCUAAUCGAAAACAUGUUGUAUCUAGAUAUCCAUGCAUCCACGAAUCAGAUGGUUGAUAUUAACAAAUUUUUGACACAUGUGAGAGAUCAGACGAAGCAAAAAAAAAACGUAAUGUUAAGUUACUUAAAGUAAAGUUAAAUACAGUUAGGUGAAGUUAAAAAUAAGUAACGAUAUUAUAAAUUAAUCCGAUAAAAAGAAUGCAGUUUGGCAGGAAUGUCCAGAUAUAAUGUGUUCGAUCUGGAAAUGAUCAAAUGGAACUGCAAGACGUUAAUGACGUUGAAUGUACGUCUUGCCUGAAUCGAUCGAUUUUCCAUCUCCACGAAAAUAAUGUGAUCUUUCGUCAUCCCUCGUCAAGUCCAAAACAUAUCACGAGACAGGUCCAUUUCGUCUUCUCGAUUUGUUUUCGAUGGAACAACCCAACGACGAAGGUACAUUUUGUUCCGUGCAGAAUGAAAUAGGAGGAUAAGCGGGAUAAAAUAAUUGAAGUGGUUGGAUAAAUCGAGGGCCAAUCUUGUACCUACAACAGGCGUUAUAUAGUAAAAAUGGAUAAUAAACGACUGGUAAAUGUCAAUGGAGAAAGGCAAAAUCAAUACCAACGAGUCCAAUGACAUUUUUCUAUCUCAAUUUUAGACUAUCAUAGACUAACUCUUCUUUUGAGGGAUAAAUUCUUUUAACAGAAAGGAUAUGUACGUUGCUCCGGUGAUACAUACUUUUUUUCUGUAAGUCCUCCCUCAAUAAGUAAAAUAACGUGAUUUCUUGAUAAAAAUUGAAUGAUCGAAAAAGGGAAAAGGUCAUUUAUAUCGUCCCCAAGCAUUUCAAUUUCCCUAACUUGAACCUGAAUGUUACGAUCCGCUAAGGGAUUCGUUGUUGACUGCAAUCAAUUCUUAAUGUCACAAAUACUGGAGCAGAGCUAGUAAGGAACCAGGUCAAGUCGUUACUUGUUUACCUUGUCAUAGUAUAUUGAAUCGUUCUACUGAUUGAAAAGGAUUUUCCCCGAAAAGGAUAUUUUUUGAAAUUAAAAAAUGGAAAAAGAAAUAUAUAGUGAAAAAGUAAAUAAAAAUAAACUAAAAAGCUAUAUGGAGAGAAAAGAAAUAGACAAGGAAAAUAUGAAAUUGCAACUUACAUAUGGGACCGACACUUGUCGCGGGCUCUCGAAAGCCCUGCGCUUUCUUUUGCUAUCGUUUCCACUCUCCUUUUAGUUUUCUUACAUCCUUUGUUGGGAGACCUAAGAAAAUAUCUUGCUGCUCGACUUGUCUCCCUAUCGGCUCUGUGCAAGCCCGACGUUAGUGCGCGGUCAAUCGAAUUAGUCGAACACAUAUAAGCGUCCGCUCGCGCUUCGUCGGAUUCGCCGCGCGAUCGAUCAUUCUCUAGAGUCUAGACUUACGAGACGGCGGGAUGCACGGCUAAAUUUAAUGACAUAUCUGCGACAAGUGAAUCGCGUCUGAUUACGCCACAAACCGCUGUCGGAUACGUACAAACAUACAUCCGAAUUUAUCUAUGAUAUUUCGAAUAGCGAAAGGGCGUUAUCCAAUUUUCACAGAUUUAAUUGUCUCGAAAAACGAAAUUUUUCGAAAGAGAUUCCAGUUAUUACAGUUUUGAUCUGUUAAAUAUAGAUUUUUUAAAUACUACACUUUAUACGAAAUAUAUAAAUCUAAAUUAAUAAUCUAUAUCGGCAAUUUUUCAUAAUGGCUGAUGUGACAGAAAUAUCUGCGAUGUGGAUUUUUAAUAUCUCUAAUCUUUCAUCUUUUUUUUUACGCAUAUUGAACACGGUGUUUUUUAAAAGAUUCUUUCACGAAAAAAUUGAGAUUGAAGCUUUACUUGGUCAAAAAUUGGAACAAAAGUUGUAUGAGUAAAUCACAAAAACUUUUAAUCUCGCCGCGACAGCGACCAAGUUUAGAUUAGGUAAAACGGCACCGGGCAACGGCGUUCAUAAAAUUCCUUCAGUUCCUUAGUUCGACUUCUUUAAGCUCCGAAGAAUGUAGCAACUAGGUCGAUAAGUCGUAAAGAUAAAUGAAGAUUUUGAAGAAAAAAAAAAAAAAAAAAGAUGUAGAGAUCGAAUAUUUUGCCUCUGGCACUGGUAAUGUUAUCUUCGUGCGCAUGUUAGAGGAAAGUAGGAAAUAUUACUAUUUAUUGGAAAUUAGCAUAAUUUCGUGCAUGCGCGUGCAUAUGGAAGAGAAUAAUACCUAAGUCAAAAACUUAACUCGGUCAUUAUUCUCACAUAUAUUGAGCGAACAAGAUCAAUUAUGGACAUGUUAGAGCUAACUAAAAAUUAAAAUAACGUUGAUCAAAAUGGACGAAGAGAUUGUUCUUAUCCACAAUCUUAUAGCAAUCUUUUACUAAUAUUAUUUUAUAAGGAAGUGAGGUUCGACGACGGGAAGAUUGCACAGGAGCUUUCGCGUGCUCUUGAAAAGUUUUCCAUUUUCUAGCACAAGACAAGAGAAUAGUGCGGUCGACCGUGCCCGCUGCUGUCGAAAGUCUAUUGGACCACCCUGUGUGUAUAUGUAUCUAUACCUAUAUUUUUCUAGGCGAACCCGUGGAUUUUUGGUCUGUGUGAAAGAGAGAGAAA
Molecule: messenger RNA, 5608 nt
Organism: Wasmannia auropunctata (little fire ant)
Lineage: Eukaryota; Metazoa; Arthropoda; Insecta; Hymenoptera; Formicidae
Gene: jdp
Product: J domain-containing protein
Exons: 5
Coding region: 37-855 (272 amino acids)
Cellular component (GO): cytoplasm
Source: RefSeq, a predicted model, not a curated record